This is a messenger RNA of Nelumbo nucifera (sacred lotus), 950 nucleotides long. Its product is annotated as uclacyanin 1-like. Gene Ontology annotation, molecular function: electron transfer activity. Lineage: Eukaryota; Viridiplantae; Streptophyta; Magnoliopsida; Proteales; Nelumbonaceae. Gene Ontology annotation, cellular component: plasma membrane. The record is from RefSeq and is a predicted model, not a curated record.
AACCUACCAGUCCUCUCCUCUCGGCUACCAAAAAGCUAGGAAAGUGGAGUUGUGUUAAAAAAAAACUUGAAAAGGGAGCAUUCAAAGAAUGAAGACACUGUAGAAGAGGCCCGCCUCGCCUUACUUAAACAACACUUCAACUACUCCCCUUUCUCUUGAAGAUUACAGAGAAGGCCCAACCUCUCUUCUCCGAUGGCUGUGCCUGUGCGGGGUUCCCUUAUGUUGAUGCUUCUUCUGGUCUUAAUUUCUGUGAGCGCUGGAGGGAGAUGGGUAGUAGCCCAAGUUCACCAUGUGGUUGGAGACGAUCGUGGGUGGGAUUCAUCUUCCGAUAUCGGAGCUUGGUCGUCCGGUAGGAUUUUCAGGGUCGGCGAUAAUCUCUGGUUUGCGUAUUCAAUCGCGCAGGAAAGCAUUGUGGAGUUGAGAAGCAAAGAGGAGUUGGAAUCGUGCGACGUGAGUAAUCCCAUCAGAAUGUACACCAAUGGGUUAGACAGCGUCAGCCUCGACGUAGAAGGCACCCGCUACUUCACCAGCGGAAGGCCCGAGAACUGCAAGCAGGGUCUCAAGUUAAAUGUGGAGGUUCUGCCCCAGCAAAACACAGAGAACCAGCAGCAGCCCAUGAUCAUCUCCACAGUUGUCGAGGCCACUGGACCCACCCCAUCUGCUGCUGCUUCCAUAUAUCUACCACGAGGAGCUCCCUCUGCUUUGUGGGUUGGGUUCGUCUUGCCUUUCUUCUUCUUGGGUUUAUACAACUAACUAAUUCUGAAUUCUAAUCGGGGUAGUGUUGCAUUGAAAACCUAUACUAGCUAGUUUCUUCUGAACUUCUUCAGCUUAAAUAUAUUUUUAUGUGUGUAAUGCAUCUCUAAUCAUUAAAUGCCUCGUCAAUGCUUGGGAUGCUGGCUGUAUUUAAUUUUCCUUGGAUUUUAGGUUUUAUCAGACUCUUCUUCAUCUUA